Molecule: messenger RNA, 2070 nt
Organism: Thermothielavioides terrestris NRRL 8126
Lineage: Eukaryota; Fungi; Ascomycota; Sordariomycetes; Sordariales; Chaetomiaceae
Exons: 2
Coding region: 216-1925 (569 amino acids)
Biological process (GO): tRNA processing
Molecular function (GO): flavin adenine dinucleotide binding; tRNA dihydrouridine synthase activity
Source: RefSeq, a predicted model, not a curated record
AACUUUUUCAACUUCCUUCAUUUUUUCGGCUCUGUUAAUCGCGGCCACGCCAUCCAGUGCCCGACACGCCUACGGUAUAUUUUGAACCUCCUAGGACCAUACCGAGGCGCACUACCCUGGCGCGCAGGUCGCUCCUGGGAUUCCGCGCGUCGGUUGCGUGGGCGCAGCCCGCCAUUGUUGGGCGGCAUCGCCCAACGCUGUUUUCGCAGUUUUCGAUGGCGGCUGAUGCCGCAACGCAACAGGCCGCCGCGGCCGCGGCCACGGUCACGGCCACGGCUACGGCUGCGGUGAAGAAGCCCAAGCUUCAUGGGCGCGCCUUCUACGAGAGCAUUGGUUCGCCAAAGUACAUUGUAGCGCCCAUGGUGGAUCAGUCCGAGUUCGCCUGGCGCAUGCUGUCACGGUCCUUCCUCCCAGAGUCGCAGCGCUCUAGCGUGCUGGCCUACUCGCCCAUGUUACACGCCCGGAUCUUCAUCGAGAGCAAGAAAUACCGCGACCAGCACUUCCAGCCAACAAAGCCCGAUUCCGAUGCGCUCUUCCUCGACGGAAAUCCCGCCAUCGACCGGCCCUUCUUUGUGCAGUUCUGCGCUAAUGACCCGCAAGCCCUUCUCAACGCGGCCCGGAUAGUUGCCCCCCACUGCGACGCAGUCGACCUCAACCUGGGUUGCCCGCAGGGCAUCGCCAGGAAGGGCCACUACGGCUCCUUCUUGCAAGAGGACCAGGACCUGAUCCACCGGCUCAUCAAGACCCUGCACGAGAAUCUCGACAUCCCCGUCACCGCGAAGAUCCGUAUCCUCGACACGAAGGAGGCGACCCUCAAGUACGCGCAGAACGUCCUGAGCGCGGGCGCGAGCAUCCUGACGGUACACGGACGGCGGCGCGAGCAGAAGGGGCAUCUGACCGGCCUAGCUGACUGGCAGAUGAUCCGCUACCUGCGCGACAACCUGCCGCCGGAAACGGUUCUCUUCGCGAACGGCAACAUCCUUCAGCACGAAGACCUCGAGAAGUGUCUCGCCGCCACCGGCGCAGACGGCGUCAUGAGCGCCGAAGGGAACCUCAGCAACCCCGGCAUCUUCGCGGCCCCCCCGCCGCCCGGACAAGAGCCCCGCGGCUACUGGCGCGGCAGGGACGGCAGAGGCGGGUGGCGCGUCGACGAAGUCUUCCGCCGCUACCUCGACAUCAUCCACAAAUACGUCCUCGGCGUCUCGCCCCCGCCGAGGAGACCGCUCUUCGUUCCGGGCGACGACACGGCCUGGAUGGAGGAGGAGAUCUUGCUGCCCAACCGCGGCGGGAGGGACCAGGGCAAGCCGAAGAAGCGCCGCGGCGACGCGGCGGAGGAGAACGCCGCCCUGAUGACCGCCAACUUCAUCGGCAUGCAGCCACACCUGUUCUACCUGCUGCGCCACUUUGUCUCGCGCCACCACGACGUGCGGGACGCGCUCGCCAGGGCGCGGCUGGGUGAUAUGGAGACGUACGAGGCCAUAUACCGGAUGGUCGAGAAGAAGGUGGCCGAGGGGCUGCUCGAGUACGAGAGGACGGGGGGGAAGAGUGUCGAGGAGGAUGAGCCACCACCAGCUGCUGCCGCGGCAGAGGCGGGCGAGGACGACGACCCGGAGAGCUCUGCCCGCGCGGUGCGUGAGUGCAAGCGGCCGUGGUGGGUUGUCCAACCCGUCAUCCGGCCGCUGCCCAAGGAGGCCUUGGCCAGGGGGGCGGUCCAACUCAGCAAGAAGGAGCGGAAGAGGGUGGCGGCCGAGAUGGAGGAGGAGCAGAAGAAAGAGAAUGCCGCGAAUAAGAGGCCCAAGGACGCGGCGGCCGCCGCGGACGGGGCACAGGCUGCGGUCGCCGAGUCCGUCGCCGCGACUGCUGCGGCGACGCAGUCGCUGGAGAAGACCACCAGUUACCCGGCCAGUGAGCUAGUAAGUGGGUGAGCCCUCGCCGCGAGCGAGGAUUGCUUUCUUGGACACACUGCGACGGGCGACCUCGCGACCUCUCUCGGGAGGCGAUGGAAGAGUUGCGAGCAGGGCCGAUCCCCUUUGAGCUGCUGCAGCGGAGACAAGCGAGUCAGCGAACGGC